Cuscuta epithymum is the source of this 3840-nucleotide messenger RNA. The record is from the annotation of a GenBank genome assembly. Lineage: Eukaryota; Viridiplantae; Streptophyta; Magnoliopsida; Solanales; Convolvulaceae.
GGAUGUAGAUGAGGAGAACACCCUCCACACCGACAUCGUUGGCGAUUUGAAAGAAAUGUUGGACAAAAAUAAUGCAUUCGUUAAGUCGUUUAGAAUGGUUGGCCAGAAAGUAACUGAUGGAGAGCUAAAUAUUCGGUUGAAACUCAUUGGCAAGAGAGUUUCUGAUGCUCGAACGUAUAACCUUCCUUCAACAUCCGAAGUGGCUGCGUUAAUAGUAGGUGACUUUGACGAAAAUUUGGGUAACAGAGAUAUUGUGCUACAAGCACACUCUGGAUCAUUGCAACGUAUAAAUGAACUGCAUCCGGCUUAUCUACCUUUGCAAUAUCCUCUUCUAUUUCCUUAUGGAGAAGACGGUUAUCGAGAAGACAUCCCAUUUUCUGAUUUGAAGAAACCCACACCAAAUGGAAGAACUACUAUCAGUGUUAGGGAAUAUUUUGCAUUUCGCUUGCAUGAAAGAGAUCAAGAAUCCCCAAGCAUACUCUUCUCAAAGAGACUCUUUCAACAAUUUGUUGUGGAUGCGUACGCAAUGGUAGAAGCCGGGAGGUUAAGGUAUGUUAGGACGCAUCAACAAGAACUUCGAUGUGAGUUGUAUAAAGGUCUUUCGGAUGCAAUAUUGCGGGGAGAAACAGACUCACGUGCUCAAGGGAAGCGAGUUAUAUUGCCUUCUACAUUCACCGGAGGGGCACGAUAUAUGAUCCAGAAUUAUCAAGACGCCAUGGCGAUAUGUCGUUGGGCUGGAUAUCCGAAUUUGUUCAUAACGUUUACUUGCAAUCCCAAAUGGUCUGAAAUUAGCCGCUUUCUUGAAGAAAGGAGACUCAAACCAGAAGACCGAGCUGAUAUUAUUUGCCGAAUUUUCAAAGUCAAGUUGGACGGAUUGAUCAAAGAUCUUCGAGAUAAUAAAAUAUUUGGUCGUGUUAAAGCAGUCAUAUACACCAUAGAGUUUCAGAAAAGAGGUCUGCCACACGCUCAUAUAUUGCUGUUCAUAGCUAGAGAUGACCCAUCUCCGUUUGCAAAUGACAUCGACCGUAUCAUUUCAGCUGAAAUUCCAGAUAAAAAUGUGGAUCCUGUUUAUUAUGAUGCAGUAGCCGAUUUAAUGAUGCACGGACCGUGUGGACCAUCUAGGCCAAAUUCUCCGUGUAUGUCAAAUGGUCGUUGCACUAAACAUUUUCCAAAGAAAUUUAAUGAGGAGACGACGAUUGAUGAUGAAGGGUACCCGAUCUACAGACGAAGGGAUGAUGGAAGGACAAUUACAAAAGGGGAGGUCGAGCUGACCAAUCAAUUUGUAGUGCCACAUAAUCGUUAUCUAUUGCUUAAAUAUGGUGCUCAUAUGAAUGUGGAGUGGUGCAAUCAAUCCCGCUCAAUAAAGUACCUAUUUAAGUAUGUCAACAAAGGGAACGAUCGCGUGACGGCUGCAUUUUACCAGAAUCCAAGUUCUGAUGAGUCCAAUCAACCUGUUGAUGAGAUUAAGAUGUACUAUGACUGUAGAUAUGUAUCCCCUUGUGAGGCAGCAUGGAGAAUUCUUGGUUUUGAGAUUCAAUAUAGAAAUCCUGCGGUUGAACGAUUAAGCUUGCAUUUACCUGGUGAGCAGAAUGUAUAUUUCUCAGACACUUCAUCGUUGCAGAACGUGGUAGAUCAACAAACUAUGAAGGAGAGCAUGUUUGUGGCUUGGUUCAAAGCAAACAAGAAAUAUCCUGAAGCAAAAAACUUAACUUAUGUUGAGUUCCCUCAGAAGUUCGUAUGGCAUAAAGAGACAAAGGAGUGGAAAGAAAGAAAGAAAGGAUUUUCUAUCGGGCGAAUAAAUUAUGUACCUCCUGGUAGCGGGGAAAUAUUUUACAUGCGAUGCCUUAUGAAUGUUGUUCGUGGAGCAACGUGCCACGAUGAUUUGAAAAUAGUCGAUGACAUACAGUUUUUGACUUAUCGUGAUGCAUGUUACGAGCGAGGGUUAUUAGACGAUGAUAGGGAAUAUAUAGAUGCAAUUGAGGAGUCAAGUCACUCAGCCUCUGCAUUCUUACUCAGAUAUCUUUUCACAACAAUUUUGACAUCGAAUUGUGCGUCACAUCAAGAGCACAUUUGGGAGAAAUGUUGGACAUUCUUUUCAGAUGACAUUCUUUACAAACAACGCCGUUUGUUGCAAUACGAAGCCUUGACACUUGAUGAUGAUGAGAUUAAGAAUCUGGCACUUAUUGAGAUUGAGCGAUUGCUGCAAAGUUAUGGAAGGAGUUUAAAGGAUUAUUACCCUAUGCCACUUCCGCGUGGGGAUAUAACUCAAAGUAACGUCAACAGAUUGAUAUGUGAAGAGUUGCGAUAUAACAAGAACGAAAUGAAAGGACUGCAUGAUAGUCUCACAUGCAACUUAACAGCAGAACAACGCGAGGUUUAUGAUAUUGUAAUUGAUGCAGUCCACACCAAUACUGGAGGUGUUUUCUUUGUAUAUGGUUACGGUGGAACUGGGAAAACCUUUGUGUGGAAAACUUUAUCGGCGGCUUUGCGUUGUAAAGGUGAGAUUGUACUUAAUGUAGCAUCAAGUGGGAUAGCUUCUUUGUUAUUGCCUGGUGGAAGAACCGCUCACUCUAGGUUUGCUAUACCCAUCAACAUAAAUGAAGACUCAACGUGCAAUAUAAAACAAGGCAGUCAAUUGGCAGGACUUAUUGUGAAGUGCAAACUUAUCAUAUGGGAUGAAGCCCCAAUGGUGCAUAAACAUUGUUUUGAAGCACUUGAUAAGACUAUGCGUGAUAUAUUGCAAUUGACGAAUCCUGUGAGUUUGAGCACUCCUUUUGGAGGAAAAACCAUUGUUUUUGGGGGUGAUUUUCGUCAAAUAUUGCCCGUGAUUCCCAAAGGAUCUCGGAAUGAUAUCGUUUCAGCUACUAUCAAUGCAUCUUAUCUAUGGAGGUGUUGUAAGGUACUGCGAUUGACGAAAAAUAUGAGGCUUCAAAGUGCGAACACCCCGGAUGAAAUUGAAUGGAUUAGAAAGUUUGCUGAAUGGAUUGCAAGAAUCGGUGAUGGUGCAAUUGGUGAUUCAUCAAAUGGGUUUGCAACAAUUGAGAUACCAGAUGAUAUAUUGCUGAAAUAUGAAAGUGAUCCAAUAGCAACCAUAGUCCGAAGUACAUACCCCGGUUUUCCCGAUAUUGAUGACGACCCGACAUAUUUGGAAAAACGGGCUAUACUGGCUCCAACUCUAGACGUUGUUGAUUCCAUCAAUCAGUACAUGAUGUCGCUGAAUACCCGAGAAUCAAAAACCUAUUUUAGUUCAGACAGUGCUUGCCAGUCCAACACAAAUGCAGAUGUUUUAGCUGAUGUCUAUACCCCUGAAUUUCUAAAUAGUCUCAAGUGUUCUGGAGUUCCAAAUCACGAGUUGACUUUGAAGGUUGGCACUCCAGUUAUGUUACUGCGCAAUAUAGAUCAUUCAAUGGGGCUUUGCAAUGGGACAAGAUUGGUUAUCACAAGACUCGGAUGUCAUGUGUUGGAAGCUAAAAUAUUGUCUGGGCAUACUGCAGGGCAAAAAGUGUUGAUCCCAAGGUUGAAUUUGACUCCAUCAGAUGUUAGAAUGCCUUUCAAGUUUCAGCGAAGACAAUUCCCUAUAAUGGUUUCAUACGCAAUGACAAUCAACAAAAGUCAAGGACAAUCGUUAUCUCAUGUUGGGUUGUUCCUAAAAAACCCGGUUUUCUGUCAUGGUCAACUCUACGUUGCUGUUUCCCGAGUUACCAGACGUGAAGGAUUGAAAAUAUUGAUAUGCAACCCCGAUGGUGCCUCCAGUAACUCAACGUUAAAUGUUGUAUACCCAGAAGUUUUUCAAAACGUUUAGUGUUUUUUUAUAUUACAAUGUUCUUACUUCGUUAAUUC